Molecule: messenger RNA, 4578 nt
Organism: Meira miltonrushii
Lineage: Eukaryota; Fungi; Basidiomycota; Exobasidiomycetes; Exobasidiales; Brachybasidiaceae
Exons: 2
Cellular component (GO): plasma membrane
Molecular function (GO): calcium-activated cation channel activity
Source: RefSeq, a predicted model, not a curated record
AUGGCUGAUCUUUAUUCACGAAAUGUUAAUACAAAAUUUUCCGGAUUAACGACAACGGUUGCUCUUUUUGGUGUUGUAGGAGGAUUGGCAAUCGUUGGUUUUGAAACUUUACGUCAAAUGCGUAGAUUACCAAAAACUAGAAUAGCGCAUAUAUGGAAGGAAGAUAAACUUGAAAGACAAGGUGGAAGGGGAGGCGUGGACCCAAAAGGUGAUGAUAAAGGUGGCAAUAGUAUUGCCUCUCGCGAAAAACUUACUUGUGAAGAUUGGGAAAUGGGUCAUUUGUACCUUGCAAGACAGUUUCAUCAUACCACUCCUUCACCACCGAUGUGGAGAUGGCCUUUCUCUUGGGCUUAUCAAGCGCUCAAAUUUGAUGAUUGGUUCUAUGCAACCCAUACAGGAAUGGAUACAGUGGUAUACGUCCGAUUUCUUCGGGCUUGUAUGUUUUGGAUUCUAUUGCAAACCCUUACGACUGCACCUCUUUUGCUGGCUGUCCAUUUCCAUUUCGCUGUUGAAUCCAACAAGGCUGCCGGUCAAUCAACAUCGCUAAACGAUAUGUCCCAAGCAUCACUAUCUUACCUCGUCACCACAACAUUAUGCAAAUGUCCUGAUGGAAGGGCAUAUCGAAAUUGCGAUCAUGUACCGAAUGAAGAUGGUAGAAAGUUGCUUUGGAUACAUUUGAUCUUGCUGUGGUAUAUCACAUUUACAUGGUUCUAUGCACUUUGGUGGAUCGCUAAAGGAAGUAUUCGGAUACGGCGUAGAUGGAUCAAUGAGAUUCGCAUCAAGCGUCAAGAGGCUGUCGAAGCAAAUGCGAAACGAAGUGCGAUCGCUGACGAUGCUGAUCAACCUGAAGCUGUAGUAGAUGCGAGGUAUGCACCUGAUGAACACCAAAAUGAUGAGAAUUUUGCUCCUAGACAUGUUUUGGAGGAAAAGCAUGGAUUUGGCAGUCUUGUACGAGGUGACGAUCAUGAUGGUUGGAGACAAAGAACUCUCUUGGUCACCAAUCUUCCUCCCACGAUGCGAGAUGAAGCCAGUAUCCGACGAUACUUCGAGGAGUUUCUACGACCAGACGAUGCAAGCUCGAUAUUGAGUUCUGAAGAGGACGAAGGUUUAGAGAGGAGUUCGACACGCAGGAAAGCAAGUACCGAUGAUAGAGAGCAGCAGAAUGCUGAGUCCAAUGAGGCGAGCACAGGUGAUACUGCGGUACAGACUUCGUCUUCCAAUCCAGACAAAGGCGAAAGUCCUAUAGAGCCAGCUGCUGAGGGUCCUCAAGGUCCAGAGCCUGACGUACAUCCUGAUCGUCAUCUUCGAAGCCCGGUACAAACGGUAGUCUUGGUGCGAAAAAUGAAUGAGCUCUCUUCCAUGUUGAGCAGAAGACAGGAAGUGUUGGCAAAACUGGAAGCUGCACAUAUCAAACUUGCGCAGACUGUGAUGCUCAAGGUGGGCAGAAAUGCUCAAAGUAUGCGCUCCAAGAAUGCAAAGAAUGGGGGACAGGGCGGUUUGAACGGACUUGGACGUGGAUAUUUGAACCGUUCAAGAUUGGGAAGAAAACGGCAACAAGAAGCAAGCGAAUUCGAAGACGAAAAGGGCAAAACAAACGGCGAUGUUGAGAAUGAAGCAGGUGUCAAGCUCAGCGAGACCAAAGUGAAAGUCAACGAGCUCACUAGAAAGUUGGCACGAUUCUCACCCAACAACCAAGGAUUACAUAAGCGCGAAGCACAAACGAGGGGUGAUGAUGAAGUUGGUGGUAAUGAGAUGGCAGAAACGGUAUGGGAAGCACUCUCACAAGUUCCUCGUGAGCUUUUGGAUCCUUUCCAACCGGUCACACGUCUUUCCUCACUUUUCCGCGGUCAAAAGGUGCCGACGAUCGACUAUCUUUUGACAAAGCUCAACCUUCUAACCGCUCUCGUAACCGAAAUGCGAGCUCGUCCACCAACCAGCUAUGAAGCUACAUCAACCGCUUUUGUUACCUUUCGUGAUCCACGUCAAGCACGUAUGGUUUGGCGUGAGUUGAAAACGCAAAUCGUUGUCAAAGUUCGUCUUGCACCAGAAGUGAAAGAUUUGGAUUGGGAACGAUUGAUGAGAACAAGCUUUACGGGAGAUAUCGUUCGUGGAGUUGGUGUGAAUGUUUUCUUCUGGGUUUUCACAAUCGUUUGGGUUAUUCCCGUCAGUUUACUUACCACCUCACUUUUCUCGGUGGAUAAGCUAGAAGCCAUUUUCCCCGUCUUGAACACCUUUUUCAAGGACAAUCCCAAAUUUGAAGGUUUCGUCAGUGUUACAUUGCCAACAAUGAUCGUCACACUCUUGACAUUGCUUAUCCCUGAAUUAAUUUUCCAGAUCAGCAAACGAGCACAAGGAUUUGUAACCUUCAGUGCAUUGUACGACCAAUGUCUUUGUCGGUACUGGAAGUUUAUCAUUUGCAAUGUUGUCAUCUUUUUCUGCAUUGGUGCAACUACCGUGCAAAGUAUCAUCUUCCAAUUGGGUACGGAUAACAACGUUUUAAACGCUGUGGCUUUCUCUUUCCCAACUGCUGCACCCUUUUACAUUUCGUAUUUGAUUCUAGGAUUGGGUGUUCACACCGGGUUCGAAUUGCUCGGUUUUAUGGUCCCUCUCAUUCAACAUAUGGGAGCAAGGAAUGCAUCAACACCACGUUCAAGGGCAAUCAAGACGUUACCGAGAAAUUUCAAUCGAUACUACUGGUUACCACUUCACAUUCUGAUUAUGUCAAUCGUCUUUUUGUUCGCCCUUCUCAAUCCUUUGGUUAUUCCUUUCGCUUUGGUCUACAGCUGGGUAGCUUUGACGGUAUUCAAAAAGAACUUUGCUUACCAAUAUUUCCGACGAUUCAACGAGAAAGAAGGUGUCAUCUAUUACAUCCGUCUGUUCAGAUUCACGUUGGAUGGUCUCUUGAUUGCUCAAGUUGUGCUUUUGAUCUUCUUCAGUGUUACCAAGCAAGAGGCAGCCUACAUCGCUCUUACUGCCGUUUUGUUGCCUAUCAACGUCGGAGUAAAAUUGUUGGGAACCCGCCUAUGGAAAUCGCAAUGCCGUGCCCUUGAAGAUGAAGAAGCGAAUGCUUUAUGCGGAAUCGGAUCCUCAGAACCAAUGAGUGCAGGUGUGCAACGAGACUAUGUCGGUCAAAGCUCCAUGUAUGGGCAAGCAGAAGAUCAUUCGACAUAUGCCAAUCCACUGGAUGCCCGUGCAAGUGGUCGUUAUCCAGCUAUCAUUACUAUGCCAGAAAGUAAGUCGCGAUUUGCCAAUCUGUGGAAUCGAUUGCACGAUAGCUUCAAUGCUAAUGGAUAUGAUCGACCAAGCUAUUUGGCCACGCAAAGGAUGCACGGUAGAGGAUUGAGUGCAAAGACGGUUACUCAGGCUGUUGCAAGUGCACCGGUGAAUGCAGCCAAGAAGAAUAUGAAAAAGUCUCGUCAUUUGGCCGAAGCAACAAAGAAUGUUGCAGCCGUUCCGGCAAGCGGAUUCAAAUUACGCAAACAACUUGCAGUCUCUUCCACCUUUCCAGCCGGUAAAAGCGAUGAAGAAAUACCAAUUUCUCCAAGUGAUAUGCCAUUGCAAGGUGGUCCGUUGAUAGGUGCUUCAGCCCGUGAACUGAAGAAUACCCUCGAUGGAACUGAAGAGCCCAUGACAACGGUGGCCAAGAUGCGAGCUGCAUCUAAGAAACACGGAAGGAUCAGCUCUCAUCACCAUCGAAGGCAGAGAUCUGAUGAAGCUCCUUUCUUGUCUGGCUAUGAAACAAUUGCAACGCAUGCUCCUAUCAUUGGUAGCGACAACGGCAGUAUUUCUAGCUAUGGAGAUGGAGAAUAUGAAGAAAUGCUCAGUCUACAAAGGCGUGAGUAUGCUGCUGAGCAUAGACGCAGACGAUCUCAUGCACGCAGAUCUGCCUCGCAUGGCAAACCUAGCAGAACAUUUUCACAAAGACUCAACCUUCAAGCUGGUGACUUGAGAGAUCCUCUUGGAGCGCAUACGUUAGAUGAACAAGAACAAACUGAUCAUCUGGAAUCAGAGCCCAACUCCGCUGUAACGCAAAGCGAUGAUCUAGCUGGAAAGACUAAGCUGGGAAGCGAUGAAGUUUAUGAAAAGGAUGAUGAAGACGACUAUGAAGAUUCGAUGGAUGGCGGACCUCUUGUUAAGCCUCACACAAAAGUGCAAUGGGAUGAUACGCCGAACAACCAUGCUCGUUACAAUAAUCCAUUCUAUAGCGUCGAAUUGGAUCCUUUCCUUUGGUUGCCGCGCGAUCCUAUGGCGCCUGUCGACCUUUGCGAUACGAUCGAAUGGCAUGGACCUGCUCUUGUAAGCUCUCAAGGCGGUCUUGGUCGUAUGGGCGAAUGGGAAGAAGAUGAAGAUGAAGAAAGUGAAUGUGUGGAUGAAGAAGGCGGCUAUGAGCUUGAAGAUGGUGCAAGUGUGCGCAGUAUUCAUUCUAACCAGAUUCAUGGAAAUGAGCAUAUUGAGAUCACGGGCACAUUGGCACAACGUAUUCAAGAAGCGGAAGAUCUUGAUGAUACUGCUGAUCCAGCAGCAUCUAUUCCUCGCAAUUUGUUGGGUGACUAUAAACGCGCUUUAGAUGAAAAUGAA